CUUCAUUUUCCUCCUCUCAUUUUUUUUUAUUUUCCCUUUUUUUUUUUAAAACCCAAAAAGACCACCCAACGAAGGACUUUGCUCCGACUUCCUUCUUCACAAGAUUGGAGGAAAAAGAAAAAAAAUUCAGGAGAGAGAAAAACACACAAAAAGGGAAGAACGAACCCACAAAUUCAAAUAUUCAAAACCCACCUCAAUUUUGAUUUUUUGGGCGGAAUUUUGAUUAAUUCAAUUGAAAAGUUCUUUCCCCCAAUUUUUCAAAAUUUCCCCAAAUUUUUAGGGUUCUUAUUUCGUUUUAUUAUCACCAAGCGAUAAAUUCCUUACAAGUUCCUAGUUAAAUAUCUGGAGUUGAUGCCGUUUUUAGUGUGUGUCUGAAGCAUGCCAUCAAAGUCUAUUUUGGCAAGCCAGUCUGAGCCUAGUUCCCACACUACCACUACCCCAACAGCAGUCUGUUCCGAUCCCUGGUGGCAGGCAGCUGCAUAUGCUCCGUUGCCUUUAACUGAUGCAGUUGGAAAUGUUCCUAAACCUACGUUAAAUCAACAACUCGAGAUGUCGGGAUCUAAAGAUGACCAGUCAUUGUCAAACGCGGGGGAUGAUGAAGAAGAAGAGAGCAGCAAAGACUCAGAAACUACAGGUUCUACUUCUACCCCUCGAGAUGGUAGCAGUGGGCACGAACUCCAGAAAUCGCAAUAUGGUGAGUCCAGUAUGUCACUUGGAAGUGCGGAUUACUACUCACAACAUCCACAACUAGAACUUGUUGGUCACUCAAUUGCCUGUGCGUCAACUCCUUAUCCUGAUCUCUACUAUGGCGGAAUGAUGGCUGCCUAUGGACCUCCACCAAUGGUUCCUCCCCAGUUUUAUGGGAUGCAUCAACCCAGGAUGCCUUUGCCUCUUGAAAUGGCACAAGAACCUGUUUAUGUAAAUGCUAAGCAGUACCAUGGAAUCUUAAGACGGAGGCAGGUCCGUGCAAAAGCUGAGUUGGAAAGGAAACUUAUCAAAAUCAGAAAGCCAUAUCUACAUGAGUCUCGCCACCAACAUGCUUUGAGAAGGGCAAGAGGUACAGGAGGACGUUUUGCGAAAAAGGGUGAAGCCGAAGGUUCUAACCACUCUGCUGAUGAGAAAAAUAAAUCUUCAGAUGCAGGAGGGUCCCACUCGCACGAGGCUCGUGAAGAACGUGGUGACAUCAACAGUUCAGGAGGAACUAGAACUGGUGAAGGCCAGUCUAACCAGCAGCAAUGGGGUAGCGGCAUGUCCAAAGACCAGGCUCCACAUUGUGCACUAGCCAUAUGAUAGUAGUUAGAGCUUAACGAAGGGGUCGAGAAUUCAACUACUUGGGAUAGAAGAUUAAAUGUCCUAUUUCUCUUGAUCUUUCUCUUAAUCUUUUAUGGUAGAUUGGAUCUUCUCUUGGCUUUAAAUGGCCAAGCGGCAAAUCAUUCUUGGCUGGUUUACCGUGCUUGUGGGUGGCACCGGAGAGUAGGAUAAAGUUGGAUAGCAAAUUAGGGUUCGAUGACCUUUGAACUAUGUACAGUUCUAGUUUUUUUUGGUCAUUUUUUUCCUUUUUUUCUUUUUGUUGUAGUUCAGAGCUUUAGGUUAGUGUGAGGAAAGGAAAGGAUAAUGAGGCUAAGAUAUCAUUUGGUAGCUCGUUAUGUUCGAUCUUAACGACUUGAUUCGAGUACUUUGUGUAUAGUUGAUAGGGUUAUGAUGAUGAUAUUAGGUCUUUAUUUGAGAUAUUAAUAUACUCUUGGCUGGUUGCAGCUGAUAAAGUGUUUGUAACAAUAGGUUAUUGUGGUUUUGUGUUGUUUA
Messenger RNA from Spinacia oleracea (spinach), 1803 nucleotides. Its product is annotated as nuclear transcription factor Y subunit A-1. Gene Ontology annotation, cellular component: CCAAT-binding factor complex. Gene Ontology annotation, biological process: regulation of DNA-templated transcription. Bases 379 to 1290 code for a protein of 303 amino acids. The transcript is spliced from 7 exons. NCBI's taxonomy places the organism in Eukaryota, Viridiplantae, Streptophyta, Magnoliopsida, Caryophyllales, Amaranthaceae. Gene Ontology annotation, molecular function: DNA-binding transcription factor activity; DNA binding. The record is from RefSeq and is a predicted model, not a curated record.